Molecule: messenger RNA, 5408 nt
Organism: Etheostoma cragini (Arkansas darter)
Lineage: Eukaryota; Metazoa; Chordata; Actinopteri; Perciformes; Percidae
Product: protein AKNAD1-like
Exons: 22
Coding region: 310-4332 (1340 amino acids)
Source: RefSeq, a predicted model, not a curated record
UACUUCCUGACGCUAUUCUAUUGGUCCUUCGGUGAGGUUGCCCCACCGUUACCUAGCAACCAGGUUCCGCCUGUACGAGCCUGCCCUGCUCCAAGCUAGCUACAUUAUUGAUGAUGCCGCAGACACCAAACCCGUUCGAGAAACCAUAUGUCAAGAAAGGAAGACAGAAACACACGGCUGGCUGCAAAAUGGUGUCAGGAGCGAGAGGAGGGCUGUGGAUAGGACUAACUUCAAACUAAAAACUAAAAAAAAGAAACUACCACUACGGCUGAGGGACCAUUUCAUAACCCGAGUGAAGACAAAGAGUCCAUGGAGGGACAACCAGAGGAAUCAGAUGAAGCCGUUAAGGGAGAGGACAAGCCCACUGUCCUCUGGGAGAAGUCAUUUCAGCAGAGCAUCUUUGUCGACCUAAGUGAGGAUGAAAGUCUCCACCUCAGUGAUUUGGAGAGUUCUUUAGCCUUCCAUCUGUCCCAGGCAGAGUCUGCUGCCUCCGAAGCAAGCAUCCAUCUCAGUGGGAGUGCAGAGCUGUCAGCCUUGGAAUACACCUCCUCUGAGUCCAGUAUUGUGAGAAGUCAGAGUGAGAAGGCGGUAGAGAGCAAGAGCAGCAUUCUGCAUGUGUCUGCCCAAAGACCAAACACCAUACAAGAUGAGCUGCCCCUAAAGCAGCAUCACGACGUCCCAGAGCAAGAUACUAGUGACGAGGAUCAGGACGACCUACCUUACGAUGGGGACCUCGGAAGCCCCUACUUCAACCAGGCAGCUAAUUCUGAGGGUAACAUGAGCUCUGAUGGGAGAGAAACAGUUCAUGCAAGUCCUGAUGUCCCUGCUUUGCUUGAAUGUAAUACAAGAGAUAAAGAUGAUAUUAUUGAGCAUUUGGGUUCUGUUGAGUGUAAUGCUGAGAAACCAGCAAGUUUGUCGCAAGAGGAUGGCCACACCAAACAAGACAGUUUGUUUGAGCCUUCCAAGCCAAUUGAGGGGCAACCUUGUCCUUCGGACAUUAACCAGUUGUUGCUGCGACACUUCUCCCAGGAGGAGUUGCUGAGGUCGGGUAGGCUGAUUGAGGCAGAGACCCUGCCGGAGGUGUCCCUACUGGAGAGCGCGGAUUACACUGUUUUUAGCUGUGCUUCAGCACACAGCAGCACAAAGCUUAAUGAUAACCAAUCAGAGAGCUGUGCUUGUGAUUCUCAGAGUUUCUGCUCAGAUAGGACUAAUGAGAAGUGUACAACUGCAACAACAAUUUCAAGUUUAGAGGAAGAAGCAGAAAUGAAAAUUGAUAAUGUAACCUCUAAUGCUUCUGACAGCUUUACAUCCAGCUCUGCAAGUAUACACUCUGAACAGGGCAGCGGGAGUGCCGUAGAGAAGCAGGAAAAUCCUAAAGAGGAUGAUCAGAUUCAGAGAGUCCCACUUUUGCGCACCAGGUCCUUCAGCGAGAUAAAGUAUGGUCAAGGCCAAGUCCAUUACCCACUUCCGGACUUCUCCAAGAUCGCCCCCAAGGUGAAAAUCCCCAAAGCUCCAAGCGGACCUGUCAGAUCUGUUCCCCAGAGCCCCACUGCCAUGCACAGAGCCCAGUCCUCUCCAGGGAUGUUAGAGGUGAUCAACAGAGUCCUGGAGGAUUCAGUCCACACAUCAGAGCAGCCCUACGUCUUCAGAGAUGAGGACAAACAGUCUGCUCCAGCACUGGUGCAUCACCUGCAGGCUGAAUAUGAUAAACUACUAACCAAAUAUGCUGAGGCAGAGAACCUUAUAGAUCAAAUGAGAGUAGGAACCAACGCUCAGCCCUCCUCAGAACUGAUGCUUUAUUUAGAGUGUGAAGAUGAUGAUCAUCAGGGAAACUUAAUUGAGGGAGGCCAUCUUGGAUGCGCGGCUCCUCGCAAUCCCCCAUCAGAAAACCUAGGGGAGAAAAAAGAAACAAUCUCCCGGAGCAACAUUAAGGAGGUGAACACAGCUUCCUCCAGCCAACCUGAGGAGGGUCCCAGUGAGGGGGAAAGAAUGACUGCUGAGUUGACAGGUAUCAUCAGCCAGUUCAUGCCAAAGGUGGAAGAAUUCAAAUUGAUAGUGAGCAACAUGUCGGUGAGCAUAGCAGAGCAGCAAAUGAUGCUGAGGAGCAUUAUGGAGGCUCAGGACCAAUUGGAAAGAGAAUACAUCAGUAAGAAGGAGGAUCACAGAGCUCUGGAGAUGCAAAACUACAUGGGCCUGUCCAGGAACACUGGCACCUUUGACCCAAACAGGCUGAUUGAGGGAGACAUAUUUAGGAUAGGGAUGCAUCUUGAGGACAUAAAGGAGAUGAUAGACAAAAACGUGUGUGAGCAGAUUUCUCCACCCCAUUCAUCCUCCACUCCCACGCCCAUUGAAGACAUGCUGCACAUGAAGCCCAGUCCUCUCUGCAUGCCCACACUCUCACCUCCACCAUCCCUGCAUGAGGGGCCAAGUGCAGGUUUGUCCCAUGUGGGCUAUAAGACGGAGGCAUUGAAAGAGGAAGAAAAUACAGACGAAGUGGAGGAGGCCAGUGAGGUCCAUGGAGAUGAGGAAUUACAGCAACGCUGUGAACGCACAACAACUGAUUCUUUACUGAAAAAUACUGGACAUAGAUACUGCAAUUCAAGGAGCUCACAGGGCUCUGUGGAGGGACUGGGAAUUCAGACAGCUGAGGCUGAAGAAGACAGGAGCUCUGCUUCGUUAGAAGUGAUAGAUAACAGUAACAUCUUGGCAUACUUGAGUGGAAGCAGCGCAUCCUUGAGUCAGAGGCAGUGGAGACCCGACAGUCGUAGCACCCCAGACAGUGUCUUGAACCCAGCAGGCGAAUGUGAUCUGGGUGAAUGUGUGAGUCCGGCUGUGGAGGUCUCAUCUUCCUCUGAUGCACGCAGAGACUCAGACACCCACAUUCCCCCAGAGCCUCCUCUCAACAACUCAUCUGUAUCACAGAGGAUUUUGAGCCCGGAGACAGACAGUGGAUUUGGGAGCUCUUACUUGAAUCAAUCAGCUUCUGGACCAUUUCAUCCAAAUCUGCUCACAGAAAGUGUACACUCCCAGAAUGAUGCUUUAAGUAGCUCAGACAGUGAAGGCUCCUGCUCCAACCUGCAGACAGCCGUCCAUUCAGCCUUCCUCCCCAGCCAGCGGUGGGCAAGUCCCCACCCAUCUGUCCAAACACAGUCCUGUGGUGCUGCAGCGGCAGUGGAGCGGUGGGUGGAGAGCACCACUAAGGAGCCUUCAGUCAGGCUGCAAGGAUCUGAACGCAGUCCGCCUGCCCAGCUCCAUCACCACGUAUCAGAACCCGCACUCAGCACCACCAUGGACACAGAGGAGAGAGGCAGCCCGCUGUACUCCUGCUCAUGUAAUGGUGAGGCUCUCCUGGCCUUGCAGUCAGAGGUAUCCCGGCUGAAGAAGGAGCUGGAGGAAGGCUUGGUCCAGCUGCCCCACCUAGCACAGAAGAUGGACUAUCUCGCCUCCAAAUACAGACAGGACCGUCAGGAGCGCAAGUCGAAAACCCGACCUCGGACCCACCACAGACCAGCAUACAACAGUGUGUGGAAGCCAUCAAGUGGCAGCACACAGGAUGUGAGCAAUCUCAGUUCCAUUCAGGUGAGGAUAGAGGACUGGAUCUCUUCAGACAUGGGCCCCAGCGAAAUCAAAGGUAUUCCACCACCACCAAUAUGCUCUUCAGGCUCUGAGAUCAUGUUGCAGUUCCACAGUUCACCUGUAGUGAGCAGGAGAGGCUGCAGCGUGCGCUCAGGGCCAGAGUUUCAAUAUAAACUCUGUGAGGAGCUGCAAUCCAACAGAGGGUCAGAGGGAAACAGCUCAGUGAAAACCUCUCAUCUGAACAGCUCCAUUUUAAAAGGAGGGAAGGCUUGUGGCAGCCACGCCAAGCAGAGACUACAAACUGCCGUGAUGGAGAGUUUUCACUCCAAGGAGAGGUGGUCUCUUUUCUCCUCUGCAUCUCUCCAGAAGCCUCUUCUCCAGGUCAGCUACGGCUCCUCCAGCAGCCUGCCUGCCAGCUAUAAAGUAAGGGAGCCGCCUCUGCAGUCCGUGUCCCAUCACAGAAAGCACUCCACCCAGUCAGAUUCGGCCCUCCUGCCCAGUAAUGUGUACUUCCAGCGGACACCAUCUCCAGUAUUAGUUCCCUCAAAGACUGGCAGCAGGACAGGCAGACGCAGAGGGACCAAGGAGGACGACAUGAACAGGACUCUAGACCACGCUAUUGAGGUGGCCCGCAGCAUGAAGAGGACCACCGACCGGAUGGCCAAGAGACUGUCAGCGGACCUGUCUGAGGCUCAAGUCCACAGGAAGCAAUACAGCAUGCAGCCACCAGGGGGCAGGAAACACCAUGCAUUCUAAUGCCUAUGUAGAACAUUUCUUUUUUGAAUAAGUUACUUAAGGACCUGUUUGUGUUUUGUUGUUGUUGUUUUUUUACAUGGUUUGUGUAUUUAUAAAUGCAAAAGUCUAAAAUCACACUGCAUGAAAUAUAUUUUAUAAGAUAAUAUAACCACCUGUAUACUGUAAGGUUUUUGGAUUUGUUGAUGGACAGUAUUUUUAUAUAUUUAAAAAAGUGUUCAAUACUGAGCCUAUAGGUCCCUUAAUUGCUUAAAAAUAAUUCUCUAGCAUUUCAAUUUUAUUCUGACCGGUGUGUAAAAUGUAAUCGAAACACGUUAUGGCCGCUUUAGUGGGAGAAAAUGACUUUCUGAGGAAAUACUUUUGAUAUCAUAAAACAAUGUGAACCAGUUGUGACCUCUUGUUAGGGGGCAACAGCAGUCACAGCCGAAUCAAUCAGCAGAUGAAGCAAUAAACUAUCUUUUCAUAAGUCUCCAUGUCAGUCCACUUGUGUCACCUAACCCUUUUGUUGUAUUUGACCUGCUCCCCAGCUAUAAGCUGUCCAUCACACAUACACAGUCAUAAGGUAAGUCAUAAUAUUACGCAUGUGUAAUAUUACAUCUGAGGAAAAUCCCUCUCUGCUUUUAGCUUGAACGAGGAAUACAAUGAACGUCCUCUUCAUCGCUAGUAUUUUGUGGCAUUAGUACACUUUAGCUCAUUAUGUUACGGGUAUAUGAAAUGAGGGGCAAGUUUUGGUUGUUUAUUGGACAAUAUGAACCGGUUUUGCGGAGGUUGCAGCUGGUGUUGAUUGGAGGCCGGCCCUGUCAAGAGAAACACAUGUACUCAGUUUGCUAGUUCAGUUACAUACACAUGUGCAGUAUUGCAUUAUCAUACUUUAAUUAUGAUUAACUGCAUGCAGAUUAACAGGUGCUGCUUUGUGUCUCCUCUCCAGAGUGUUCAAGCUAAAAGAGUCCCCAGUGUAUCGAGCCCCAUUUUAAAAGUUCCAGGAGAUACCAAGUAGCCAAGGGGCGUUUGAGUGUUUUAAUCAACUAUAGUUGGAUGAAUUGUUCCAUCGAUUUUUGAAACUGUCUAUUUUUGAUUGG